Molecule: messenger RNA, 3109 nt
Organism: Dendrobium catenatum
Lineage: Eukaryota; Viridiplantae; Streptophyta; Magnoliopsida; Asparagales; Orchidaceae
Product: cullin-1
Exons: 21
Coding region: 320-2554 (744 amino acids)
Biological process (GO): ubiquitin-dependent protein catabolic process; protein ubiquitination
Cellular component (GO): cullin-RING ubiquitin ligase complex
Molecular function (GO): ubiquitin protein ligase binding
Source: RefSeq, a predicted model, not a curated record
CUGGGCUCGUUUAGCCCUAUCUGUGGCUUCUAAAAAACCAGUAUUUAGAUAAAUAAUAUUCGUAUCGCAUGCCGCAAAUCUAUAUUCCAGUUUCCACGCUUUGAAGGCACCUCACGCCUUCGCAUUUCUCAUCGUCGCCAUCAGCGACGGCUUGUCUGAGGACGCCGGUCCGGUGGCUAUUGUAGGAUCCACGGGCCUCAAGGAUUUGGUUUGCAGCGAACCUGCCAACGUGACUGGAGUAUCCAAUUUAGGGUUGGGAUUUGUUUCUGAGGGGGACUUGAUCUGAGGGCAGGAGAUAUUGUCUUCCCCCUCGGUGAAAAUGGCGAUGCAUGAGAGGAAAACGAUAGAUUUGGACCAGGGCUGGGAGUUCAUGCAAAAGGGCAUCACGAAGCUGAAGAAUAUUCUGGAAGGACUUCCGGAACCGCAGUUUAGCUCCGAAGACUACAUGAUGCUCUACACAACUAUCUAUAAUAUGUGCACGCAAAAGCCACCUCAUGAUUACUCACAGCAGCUCUAUGACAAGUAUAAGGAGUCAUUUGAAGAGUAUAUUAGCUUUACGGUUUUGCCUUCUCUGAGGGAGAAGCAUGAUGAAUUUAUGUUGAGAGAACUUGUGAAAAGAUGGUUGAAUCACAAGAUAAUGGUCAGAUGGCUGUCGCGAUUUUUUAAUUAUCUUGAUCGAUAUUUCAUUGCUCGGAGGUCGCUUCCUGCACUUAAUGAAGUUGGGCUCACUUGCUUUCGUGAUUUGGUUUAUAAUGAGAUAAAAGUUAAAGUUAGGGAUGCUGUAAUCUCUUUGAUUGACCAAGAACGUGAAGGAGAGCAAAUUGAUAGAGCUUUACUGAAAAAUGUCCUGGAUAUUUUUGUUGAGAUUGGGCUGUUGAGCAUGGAGUGCUAUGAAAAUGACUUUGAAGCUGCAAUGCUUGAGGAUACUGCAGCUUAUUACUCACGAAAAGCCUCUAAUUGGAUUUUGGAGGAUUCUUGUCCAGAUUACAUGUUAAAGGCUGAGGAGUGUUUAAAAAGGGAGAAAGAUAGGGUUUCACAUUACUUGCAUUCUAGCAGUGAACCAAAGCUUCUGGAGAAAGUGCAACAUGAGCUGUUAUCAGUAAAUGCAACUCAACUCCUUGAGAAGGAGCAUUCUGGAUGCCAUGCUUUACUUCGAGAUGACAAGGUGGACGACCUUUCAAGGAUGUGUAGGCUUUUCUGCAGAAUUCCGCGUGGUCUUGAUCCUGUCUCGCAAAUUUUUAAACAACAUGUCACUGCUGAAGGUACAGCAUUAGUCAAACAAGCAGAAGAUGCUGCAAGUAACAAGAAGGCAGAGAAGAAGGAUAUCGUUGGUUUGCAAGAGCAAGUUUUUGUUAGAAAAGUUAUAGAGCUGCAUGACAAGUACCUGGCAUAUGUCAACGAUUGUUUUCAGAAUCAUUCCCUUUUCCACAAGGCUCUGAAAGAGGCUUUUGAGGUAUUCUGCAACAAGGGUGUUGCAGGCAGUUCUAGUGCCGAGUUAUUAGCUACAUUCUGUGAUAAUAUACUCAAGAAGGGUGGAAGUGAGAGACUGAGUGAUGAAGCUAUUGAAGAGACACUUGAAAAGGUCGUCAAGUUGCUUGCUUAUAUUAGUGAUAAAGACCUAUUUGCUGAGUUCUAUCGAAAAAAGCUUGCUCGGAGGUUGUUGUUUGACAAAAGUGCUAAUGAUGAUCAUGAGAGGAGUAUCCUCACAAAACUGAAGCAGCAAUGUGGGGGGCAGUUCACCUCAAAGAUGGAGGGCAUGGUCACUGACUUAACAUUGGCAAGAGAAAAUCAAGCAAGCUUCGAAGAGUAUCUCAACAAUAAUACACAAGUAAAUCCAGGAAUUGACCUUACAGUCACUGUUCUAACAACCGGAUUUUGGCCCAGCUAUAAAUCAUUUGAUCUCAAUCUCCCUGCUGAAAUGGUUAAAUGUGUAGAGGUUUUCAAGGAGUUCUAUCAAACAAAAACUAAACAUCGAAAGCUUACGUGGAUAUAUUCUCUUGGUACCUGUAAUAUCAAUGGGAAGUUUGAACCCAAAACAAUGGAGCUCGUGGUUACAACUUAUCAGGCCUCUGCUCUGCUGCUUUUUAAUGCUUCAGAUAGAUUUAGUUACUCUGAGAUCAUGAAUCAACUAAAUUUGACAGAUGAUGAUGUUGUCAGAUUACUACACUCCCUUUCUUGCGCGAAGUACAAGAUUCUUAAUAAAGAGCCAAAUACCAAGGCCAUCUCACCAACUGAUUAUUUCGAAUUCAAUUCCAAAUUUACUGACAAAAUGAGAAGGAUUAAGAUACCUCUCCCUCCGGUGGAUGAGAAAAAGAAGGUGAUUGAAGAUGUAGACAAAGAUCGAAGAUAUGCCAUUGAUGCUUCUAUUGUGAGAAUUAUGAAGAGUCGGAAAGUCUUGGGCCAUCAACAACUAGUAAUGGAAUGUGUUGAGCAGCUAGGCCGUAUGUUCAAGCCCGAUUUCAAGGCAAUCAAGAAACGUAUAGAGGACCUGAUCACCCGAGAUUAUUUGGAGCGGGACAAGGACAAUCCUAACCUCUUCAGAUACCUCGCCUGAGAAACCACACAGAGCUACUAAAGGUGUUCAUAUUUUGCCUGCUCUCUUCUGUUGCCUGACAGCAAUAAUCGUCGAAAUUGAUUUCCUCGUUAGGCCGUCGGCUGCGCAAUUGUAUUUUCAGUUCUUCUAUCUGUUAAAUUUUACCCAAAUGCAGGUUGAGCUCAUAUUAUCUAUAUUCAACUGUGAGGGAAAUGGUAAUUGGCCAGUUGCAUUUUGCCCUCUCACCAUCUCUUCUUUCUAUAUAUUAAUUGUAAGGUCUCUCGUGUACUGUAAUCGGCAUCUCAAUACUUGUCCUUAUUACCUGGGCAUAUUGCUUUCAUACUUAAUUGUUCUGUAGAUUACUAGUUUGUUUCCCACUUAGACACUACUUCUUUUUUCCAUUGUGUAAUAAUUUCUUGUUUUUUGGAUUGAAGGCGCUACUCUGGUAUUAUGAAUGACAGAUUAAGAGGCUUGUGAACAGCAAGUUUUUAUGUAUAUUUGUUAUUUAUCCGUUUCAGGAUUGUGUAAAAUGCAUAUUAAAAAAUUUCAUUUGAAGGCUUGAACAGCUUUAUGUGA